Molecule: messenger RNA, 377 nt
Organism: Linepithema humile (Argentine ant)
Lineage: Eukaryota; Metazoa; Arthropoda; Insecta; Hymenoptera; Formicidae
Source: RefSeq, a predicted model, not a curated record
GCCCACAACAAUCUUACAGACGCACAGCAGUCGAUUUUUGUAGGCGCACAGCAGCCAAUUUUUAUAGGCGCACAGCAGCCUUGUAUGGGCGCACAGCAGCCGGUCUUUAUAGGCGCACAGCAGCCUUGUAUGGGCGCACAGCAGCCGGUCUUUAUAGGCGCACAGCAGCCUUGUAUGGGCGCACAGCAGCCGGUCUUUAUAGGCGCACAGCAGCCUUGUAUGGGCGCACAGCAGCCGGUCUUUAUAGGCACACAGCAGCCUUGUAUGGGCGCACAGCAGCCGGUCUUUACAGGCGCACAGCAGCCUUGUAUUGGCGCACAGCAGCCUUGUAUCGGCGCACAGCAGCCGGCCGGUCUUUACAGACUCACAGCAGUCUU